Molecule: messenger RNA, 465 nt
Organism: Fusarium tjaetaba
Lineage: Eukaryota; Fungi; Ascomycota; Sordariomycetes; Hypocreales; Nectriaceae
Product: killer toxin subunits alpha beta
Exons: 3
Coding region: 1-465 (154 amino acids)
Source: RefSeq, a predicted model, not a curated record
AUGUGCGACUGGUGGCGUCCAACCAAUAAGCCACGAACAGAUGGCUUUGCCCGCUUGAUACCGUCCAGCUCAUCGGUCGUAGUCUCCAGACUCCAGAGCCUCUUUCAGCACCGCCUCCAUGACGCUGGGCAAACCUUCACUGUAAUUUGGGUGGCUGUUACCAAAGAUUCUGGUCAUUACACUAAGGUUGAACUGCGUGUCCCCGUUGACACUCCCAAAGCUGCCAACGGGCGCUUUAUCGCCUACAAGAUGCGUGACGACAAGGGGUUCUACGAGGCACUUCUGGCAAAUCAUGGAAUCGAGAAGGAUUGUGUUGAGUGGAAGGACUAUGAAGACCACGACAUUUUCAUCUACCCCAGGGGUCCUCGCGCCCGCGACGUUAAUGAGAAGCAGCCUAAUAGGUUUACUACUGGUCCAAUCUGGCCUUGCGAGACUCACGCAGGUUUCGCCAUGCACAAGAACUAA